Molecule: messenger RNA, 1533 nt
Organism: Phycodurus eques (leafy seadragon)
Lineage: Eukaryota; Metazoa; Chordata; Actinopteri; Syngnathiformes; Syngnathidae
Product: betaine--homocysteine S-methyltransferase 1-like
Exons: 8
Coding region: 46-1239 (397 amino acids)
Molecular function (GO): betaine-homocysteine S-methyltransferase activity; zinc ion binding
Source: RefSeq, a predicted model, not a curated record
CCCGUCAAAGUCUGAGCAGUCAGGGGUCCACACAGCUCUAAGAAUAUGGCACCAGUAAAGAAGGGAAUCUUGGAGCGCCUCAACGCUGGGGAGGUGGUGAUCGGCGAUGGCGGCUUCGUGUUCGCCCUGGAGAAGAGAGGCUACGUGAAGGCGGGCCCCUGGACCCCCGAGGCCGCUGUCGAGCACCCCGAAUCAGUGCGCCAGCUGCACAGGGAGUUCUUGAGGGCAGGGUCCAAUGUCAUGCAGACCUUCACCUUCUACGCUAGUGACGACAAGCUGGAGAACAGGGGCAACAAGCUCACCUACACCGGCGCCCAAAUCAACGAGGCCGCCUGCGAUCUGGCCCGCGAGGUGGCCAACGAGGGCGACGCCAUGGUGGCGGGAGGUGUGUCUCAGACGCCAUCCUACCUGAGCUGCAAGAGCGAGGCCGACGUGAAGGCCAUUUUCAAGAAGCAACUGGACGUUUUCAUCAAGAAGAACGUGGACUUCCUGAUUGCUGAGUACUUUGAGCACGUUGAGGAGGCCGUGUGGGCUGUGGAGGUGCUGAAGGGGACAGGGAAGCCGGUGGCCGCUUCUCUGUGCAUCGGGCCACAAGGCGACAUGCACGGUGUCUCAGCUGGAGACUGUGCUGUCAGACUGGUCAAAGCUGGUGCCCAGAUUGUGGGUGUCAACUGCCACUUUGACCCUCUGACCUGUGUGGAGACUGUCAAGAUGAUGAUGGAGGGCGUGGCGAAGGCCGGCCUGAAGGCUCACUACAUGGUCCAGCCUCUGGCCUACCACACCCCUGACUGCAACUGCCAGGGAUUCAUCAACCUGCCAGAAUUCCCCUUUGCUCUGGAGCCGAGGACCCUGACCCGCUGGGACAUGCACAAGUACGCCAGGGAAGCCUACAACGCCGGCAUCCGCUUCAUCGGUGGCUGCUGCGGAUAUGAGCCGUACCACAUCAGGGCUGUGGCAGAGGAGCUGGCGGCCGAGAGGGGGAUUCUGCCCACCGGAUCAGAAAAACAUGGCAUGUGGGGUACCGGUCUGGAGAUGCACACCAAACCCUGGGUCAGAGCCAGAGCCCGUCGUGACUACUGGGAGAACCUGAAGCCGGCUUCUGGCCGUCCACUGUCUUCCUCCAUGUCCACCCCGGCGAGCUGGGGUGUCACCAAAGGCAGCAGUGAGCUCAUGCAGCAGAAAGAAGCCACUUCUAAGCAACAACUCAAGGAGCUGUUUGACCGCUCAAAGAGCCACUGAGUUAACUCGUGCCGCCCCCACUCAGACCUGACAGUAAAGAUUCACGUAAACAGCCGUGGACUAACACACGUGUGCAAAUCUCAGCAUUUUCACCCUGUUGACCACUCAGGGGCCCAAUCCUCACUUGAAACUGGCACUGUUGUGUUCAUCUUUUGAUUAUAAACUGCUGUCAAGUUUAUGUGAAGCCACAGUGGCAGCUCAGGUUUGGAGCCGGCCCCUUUAAGAUCGGGAACUUUUAUUUUCCAAGACACAGGACGACUUUGUAAAAUAAAAAGAGACCUAAUGCAACAUGAA